Nezara viridula (southern green stink bug) is the source of this 1620-nucleotide messenger RNA. NCBI's taxonomy places the organism in Eukaryota, Metazoa, Arthropoda, Insecta, Hemiptera, Pentatomidae. The record is from the annotation of a GenBank genome assembly.
AUGCAUAAUGUUAUGUUCACAGGAGGACUUAGCACAAGAGCCAACGUGAAGAUACAGCUGACAGACGUGAACGACAACUGGCCAGUGUUCUACCCCAGGGAGUACAACGUUUCUCUUCCUGAAGGUGGUCCCUUAGGUGCGGUACUAGCCGUUGCGGCCACAGACAAGGAUUCCGGUGUCUUCGGCAGGCUCACCUACCGCAUCACCUCCGGCAACUCAGAAGGCAUCUUCCGCAUCGAUCCGAACAGCGGGGAGAUCUCCCUGGCGAGGCAGGUUAGCUCGAGGACCCACCGCCUGACGGUGGGGGCAGUGGACGGUGGCGGCCUUGCGGCGCGGCGGGAGGCAGAGGUCUACCUCUCCGUCGGGGACCCCCGGUCGCCACCCCCGCAAUUCCUCAGAACUAGGUACUCCAUGUCCGUCAGGGAGGACGUCCCGCUCAGCACUAACGUUGGCAAGGUCUCCGCUUCGCAAUUAGGUCGAACUGGCAGUGUGCGCUAUUCCAUCAAUUCAGGUGAUCCCGACGGAUACUUUUCCAUCGAUCCUGUUUCCGGUAACUUGAGGACUGCUGCGAGAUUGGACCAUGAGGCAAGAUCAAGUCUUCUUCUCAGCGUACAAGCGGCAGCUGGGAAUCCAGUUGCUUAUGGUGUAGCUCAGGUCCAGAUCUCUAUAGAAGACGUCAACGACAACGCUCCUGAGUUCGAUUCCGAAUCUGUGAGGAUAUCUGUUCGGGAAUCGGAGUCAGGUUCCAGCCCUCUUUAUACUGCUCAUGCUACGGACAAGGAUUCUGGAGACUUUGGAAGAGUUACCUACAGACUGGAGGGUGGACCACGUGGACUGUUUAGACUGGACUCGAGGACAGGCGACCUCUGGCUCUCUGGAAGACUGGAUUACGAGGCUGCCCAAAGACACUCUUUGCUCAUCACAGCGGCCGACGGAGGAUCUCCACCACUCUCCGCCAACCUCACGGUUCUCCUGGAAGUCCAAGACGUCAAUGACAACCCUCCUGUCUUUGAGAGGCCCGAAUAUUCCGUCCCAGUGUCGGAGAGUCUCCCUCUCAAUUCCCAGUUUAGAGGAUGCGAGGCCGCUGAGAGGGUGUCGCCCCCAGGCCCUCUAGUGGGGGGCACCUCCAUCAAUCUUCCUCCUCAGGUGGUCCAAGUGACAGCGGUAGACCUAGAUACAGGAAACAACGCAAGGCUGACCUAUAGACUCGUUGGAACUUCUCACGAGUUUGGAGUGUUCCCGAACAGCGGAUGGGUCUACCUCCGCGGUAACUUGGACCGAGAAAGGCAGGAUUCCUACAGGCUUCAGGUGGCCGCCAUGGACAACGGUUCACCUCCAGCUACCGCCACAACCCUGGUCAGUGUCACAGUGACAGACGCCAAUGAUAACGAUCCCAUCUUCGCAGAGGAGCGCUAUUCCUGGUACGUCGAAGAGAACCUUUCUCGAGGUGCCGUCGUCGGACGUCUCAAAGCCUCCGAUCCGGACCUAGGCCAGAACGCUGAUGUCACGUUCUCCAUCAUACCAUCCAACUCUAGUUUCCAAGUCGAUCCUCUAACAGGUCAGUGUGCACCAGUGUCUAUUCUUUUGAUUAUCUUUUUAGCCAACAAUCGUGAUCGCUAA